This is a messenger RNA of Bactrocera latifrons, 524 nucleotides long. RefSeq lists its product as uncharacterized. The record is from RefSeq and is a predicted model, not a curated record. Gene Ontology annotation, biological process: regulation of transcription by RNA polymerase II. NCBI's taxonomy places the organism in Eukaryota, Metazoa, Arthropoda, Insecta, Diptera, Tephritidae. Gene Ontology annotation, cellular component: nucleus; transcription regulator complex. The transcript is spliced from 2 exons. The annotation marks the transcript as partial.
AUGGACAAAUUUAUUGAAAAAGUGCGAAAUAAAGAAUGUUUGUGGAAUCUGCAUCAUCCAGAUUAUCAUAAUAGAAACGAAAUCAGAAAAGCUUGGGAAGAAGUAGAAAAAGAAUGCGGUUUGGAAGCUGGCUCUGGUGCAGAAAAAUGGAAAAACUUGAAAGACACCUAUCGUAGAGAACUUCGUAAGGAAAAUGUGGUGGCUUCAGACAGUGCUGCAAUGCCGCAUUCAAAAUGGACACAUUUUAAGGAUAUGUGUUUUUUACAAGAUAUUAUGGAAUCGCGCUCCAUGUCAGGUAACUUGAUCAAUGAAAAAAGUUGUGAUGAAUUGGUUGAACUUCAUAAUGAAGAUAAAUCGGAAACUCCUGAAUCCAUAAAAUUGAUGCAGCCUACACCUAAAAAAUUAAAGAAAAAACUUGCGGAAAUCUCAGCGUUUUUGGAGUUGGAGGAAAAGAAGCUUAAGCUUCUAGAAAAAACCAACGAUGAGGAGGAUGAUGAUUACCAUUAUCUUAUGAGUUUCAAAAA